UGCACUAUUAAAAGCGCUUGCAUGGUAGACUAUGGUUCACCACAGCGCUCUCCCACUUCUCUCCUUCUUGCCUUCCUUGCCUUCCUUGCCUUCCCUGCCUUCUAAAAGCAAUGUCGAAACUCGAAUCGCACGAAUCGCGCGAAUCGACCGAUUCUCAUGCUGCUACAUCACAGUCGAAACCAUCUCCAGCCUGGUCGUCCUAUAUCUCGGCUAUCACCGUCGGCCUCUUGUCAUCCUCCUGUUGCGUGAUCCAGCUCGUCCUCAAUGCCAUGUCCAUAGGCUGCGCCGGAUUCUCGGUCUUGACCCCACUGCGCCCAAUCUUUGGCACGCUCUCUUUCCUGCUGAUGGCCUAUACUACCUACAAGUAUCGGCUUUCUUCAAGAACAGCACUCACGAUGGCCAUCGCACUGAUCCUCACCCUCAGUCCAGAAGUCGUGUCGGUCUAUAACCAAUCGGCUCCGGGGUCACUGCAACUCAAUGGCGGUGACGCCGUCUCUGGAUGGGCCUUGCAGCCGCUCGUACAAAUGUACUACAAGACUGGCUUGGCACCCUUUCCUCGCAGCUGGUACAAGAGUCCAACAACCGAGCAAGAGGGAUCCAAGAACGCUUUGUUGCAAAUGGCGGUACCGCUCAUGAAGUACGAGGUGCAGAUCGAUGGCAUGGCCUGUGAGGCGUGCGCGAAUCGUCUGCGCCAAUAUUUUAUUAGCCGCCCAGGCAUUGAACAUGUGCAGGUAUUUUUUGAGGACAAGAAGAUGGUAAUGUGGACGCGGUCGGGUCCAAGUGUACUCCUGCUCUCGGAAAGGAGUAUCCAAGAUAUGGUGACACAGGUCGAUAAAAAGUACUCAGCAAGACUCCUUGAGAUCUACUCUGAUGCCAAGCUGGACGAAAAAUAAUGCAACGUGCCAAGACGCUCGUUUUACUGUAAUUACUGUAGAGUUAUGGCUGUGUGCAUCUCCACAGUGUCCUUGAAACAGUCGGUCAA
Gamsiella multidivaricata is the source of this 982-nucleotide messenger RNA. RefSeq lists its product as uncharacterized. Gene Ontology annotation, molecular function: metal ion binding. Lineage: Eukaryota; Fungi; Mortierellomycota; Mortierellomycetes; Mortierellales; Mortierellaceae. The record is from RefSeq and is a predicted model, not a curated record. The coding region runs from base 111 to 893 and encodes 260 amino acids. The transcript has a single exon.